AUGCGCGAAAAACGGGGGAAUUAUGGAGGGAUUCAGUUGAGCUCUUUGGUGGACAUGGCGUGGGGUAUGUGUGCUUGUCAAGCUGCUCAAUCAGAUUUGCUGCAAGAUAUCGCCGGAGAGAUUUAUGGAUGUCAACCUCCCAGGAACAGGGACAUACUGGCAAAAAUGAUCGAAGUUGAUAGGGCUCUUGUGCUGGAAGGGAAGGGUGUUGAGGCUCCAGAGGCGUGGCAGUUGGCAUUCGCAGAAGCGCAGAGAAUGGAAAUUGAAAGAAGUGAGAAGUCUCGACUGCAUUUCGAGGUGCUUGAUGCUUUGGAAGCUCUUAAGGGUGCCCGUGGGCUCGACGUUCGGUUGAAUAUUGUGAGGAACAAGAAAAUCGGGGGAUAUGUUGUUGACUUCUUUGAUGAGGAAACGAAGUUGGUGAUUGAAAUUGAUACUCUUAAGAAGCCGACUCCAUUGGUUACUCACAUUGUAUUCGAGGUUGUCGACAUGCAGGUUCGCAACCUUGUGCGAUUCAAUGGAGAAGCCUUCUGUACCUUAGUUGUCGAUCCCAGCAGUCCGAUAUCUCUGCGUGCAGUAGCUGGAGGCUAA
Molecule: messenger RNA, 588 nt
Organism: Perkinsus marinus ATCC 50983
Lineage: Eukaryota; Perkinsozoa; Perkinsida; Perkinsidae
Exons: 7
Coding region: 1-588 (195 amino acids)
Source: RefSeq, a predicted model, not a curated record